UCGCCUACUUCACACUAUUUACAUUAUAUACAUCGCGUAUCGGAUCGGCGUAUAUACGCGUCAAAACGGUUGAGGUUAUGUGACGCAAAAUGCCCGCGACAGGUCGUCGCAUAGUUGUAAAUUAUAUUAAUUAAAAAUCAUAAGUUUUGUGUUGAAAAAGCAAAAAACAUCACCGCAAAUGUUUCAGAUUAAAAGGGUGUCAUGGAAAAACAUCAUGAGGACAGCAACGCUGUUGUUUGUUUAUCUCAAUCGUAUAACGAUGGAAUUCAAAAAAUUGUGGGAAAUGAGCAGGCUAUCCCCUUUGAUUUUGAAGUACCCCAACACAUAUUGGAGAGACGAAAACUUUUGUGGAACGGUUUAUUUCAGAAAUACUCAUCAAUGGUCUCUGAAGUUGCAUUUAACAUAAAGACUAUGAAACCACAGGAAGUAAAAGAUAUGCAAGAAGUUAUGGAAAAACCUACAGAACCUCGCAUGCCAAUGCGCAAAUCUAUGUCAAUGGUGCAAUAUUGGGUCGAUACAGGCAAUCAACCUUACAUGGAAAACGUUAACGACAGAACUCAUUCGGAUCCUGGGUCUUCACUUGCAGAAGAAGAAAUCGUAGAAUUAGAUGAAGUUGCAAUUUUGCCAUCUGCUAGUAUAAAUUCAAGUUUGAAAAGAAGGUCUGAAACAGUAGGUGUUUCCAACAGUAAGUUAAUGAGGAUAGCUAGCUCAUCAAGUAGCUCAGUGGAUACUGCAGCUUAUAUUUUAGCCAAUAACAAUACUACCAAACAGGCAGAAACCUUGGCAAUUGUUGAAGGAUCUAAAGUUGAUGAUAAAAAGCAAAAUAACCUUUUGCAACCAUUGAAUCUCGUUAAUAGUGUAAAUAGUAUAAAUACAAGUGGUAACAAAAUUGAAAUGUAUCAAAAGCACUUUUUAAGUGAAAAUACUGUAAAAAGAAGAGACAAUACAUUGAAGGUUAAUCAUUUAAAAAAAAAUGUAAGUAAAACUAAUGACGACCAUCAAGAGUUUGAUGUAGAUGCAACUGAAAUUGUAAGUGAUGAUUCGAUUAGAGAGCAAGCGAAUGGCCAUCCAUCAAUUUUGGUCAGUGAAAGUGAUGAGUCAGUUAUUAAGAGUAGAUUGAGUACUGGUGUACAACGAAAAAAAUUGUACAAAAAUACGGAAUCUCCAGCAGAAUUUACACCAGCGUCUGAAGCAGCCUCCAGUCACAGAGCACCAAGGUUGUCUAUCAAACAGUGUGAGCAUCCAGCAUUUCAAACUCCUAAGUUGUCCAGGCCAAGUUACCUUGUUAGACGGGCCAGGCAGAGAUUUAGAAAAAAGAAAAAUCGUAAUUCGUUAUCAAUAAAAAUGUCUUUAUCAAAAACUGAUGUAAACAAAACAUCUAUCAAACAUGACAGUACUAAAAGACAAUCAAAUAUUUCUGAAAAAUCUAAAACAAAAAAUAGUCAAGAGAAAAAUAAAACGAAGUUUGAUAAUUUGACAACAAACCAAAACAAGCCUGACAAAAAUCUAAAUUGCAGCAGUUUGGAUAACAAUAGCAAUGAUAGUAGAUUAGGACAACAACCUCUAGAUAGGAGAAAGCGUUCAGAUGUAAAAAUAUCCUUAGAUUAUAGCAAAAGAUUUGAUCUAAAAACUGUGUAUUUAACUCUUCAUAAAUUACCAUACAUAUAUGGAAUGAUUAAAACUUAUUCUGAUGAUGCAAAGAAUUCAAUAAAUAAGAUUCAAAGAGAGAAAGAAGAAAAAAAAUUAUCGAGUAUCAACCAGAAUGGGAUUAGAGAGCAAAAUAUUGCUUUUUCAGGUAACGAAUUAUCAAAUGAAUCAUACAGGAAGUUAAAAAAAUCUCGAAAAAGAUAUACUCAAUCACCCACUCAGCAAACUACUCCUAAAAGUACUGAAAAAAGUAAUUUGAAAACAAGGGUUGAGAAAAUAUUAGCAUUUAAAGAAAAUGGAAAUAAUGGUGAAAGCAUUAUUGCAGAUACAAGUCCAGUUGACUCUGAAAAAUCCAAUUCUGUUUUAGAAAGAGUAAAAGUAGUAGAGACAGAAACUAACAAUGUUUUGAUGACUUCUCAGAACAAGUCAGCUGUCGAAAAUCCUCAUAAAGAUAAAAAUAAAAUUGUAUAUGAUAAAUCAGUGAAAUACGUGCUGGUGCUAUCCUCUUCUGAUGAAUCUGAAUCAAUUAUACCACUUUCUAGCAAAAAGAUAAAGAAACGAUCCUUAAAACGAAAAACGAAUAUUGAUGAAAAAUUAGAUGAUAGCAGUGAACACGAGGCAGAAAAGUUAUUGCUAAAUCUCAAUAGAAAAAAUAGUUCAAAGUUGAAAUCUACAGAAUUAAUGAAAUCUCAUGAAUCUGAUAAAGCAAUUGCUUUUAAUUCAACAGUUGAUCAACAAACUAUUUCACAAUUUGUAGAUAAAGAAAAAAUAUUACCAGUGAAGAAAAAACUCGUUGACUCGAAGAGCAAAAUAAUGAAUAAUAAGGACAAAGCUUCCGCUGUUGCUCCUGGAGCAAAGAAAAACGUUCAGCGUAUUACCGAUACUUUAUCCAGUGAAAAAGAGCAAGUAUCAACUGAAAUAGAAUCUCAAAAUAAAAAUAAAAAUGAAGCAAUCAGUACUAAGUUAAUUAACAAGCCACUGAAAAGAAUCAAUAAAACUAAUAAUUUAGACAAUUUAGUUGAGAAAAUAAGGAGUAAAUCAAAUAAUGACAAGAACUCACGUGAUUCUUUGCUUACUAAGAAGCAGGAAAAAAGUCCAACACAGUCUGACAAAUUAUUUAAAGAAAAAAAUAAUGUAGCAAAAAAAAUUGAAUUAAGUCCUGUCACAAAAGGUAAACACUCUGUACAGAAUAAAGAAGCAAUAUUGGAUAAAGACUGUCAAGAUCUCAAAGAAUCAAAUUCAAACAGAUCAACCAUACGAAAAUCUAAAAGAAAUACAACUAAAGAGAACAAAUUGUCACUAACAAAUAAAUCCAAAAGAAAGACUGAUGAAUUUCUGAUAUUAUCUGAUGAUGAAUGUAUUAUACCAUUGAAAAUGAAGGCUCAAGGGAAGUAAUUGCUCAUGGAAGUAGCUGUUUAGAAAAUCGUCCACAAAGUUAUAAACACCAUCAACACAUCAAUGCGCGCUCUAAAACGAUCGCUAUAUUCUACAAGCAAAGCCAAACACAAGAAUUCAUGAUUAGUAUGGAUUUCAACGAGUUGCACUACCGACGAUGUGAUGCCUGGACAGUAGAAGAUGAUGCGGCUGGGAUACGUAACCUUGCAGCACGACGUGCUCCAAUUUGACUUCUUCGAAGCCGAUGUUCUCAAUGUCUUUGGUUGGAUUCGAAUCCAGUCGACAGCCGCCGUAAAGUGCCGGCCAUAUCCUUGUCCUUGUCAGUAUCAUCUGCACCCGGCUGAUGAAGGAUCCUUGCUCAUCGGGCAAGUGCUCGAAGAAUAAAUAUCUUCCGCCCUGGAAUAUUGGAAAUCGUUUUAAAAACAUUACGAUUUAUUGUCCGUAACUGGUACUUGAAUUUUUUUCGAAAACUCACUGGUGCGAGUAUCCUGCGAAUUUCUUUGAGCGUAUUGAGCGUCGAUUUCGUCGAGCACAGACUUCGCGUCGUUACGACCACAUCCACACAGCCGGUGGGUAUUCCUUUCAACGAACUCCCAUCGGCGAUGAUGAGUCUUUCGAAAAUAACAUGUUCGUACUGCCAGGCUCUGUCUCCGUUGACCAGGUAGUCUCCUAAUUUUCGAUUACAAUCGACUGCGAUGAAAUGCGCGCCCUCGGGGUAGUAUUGUAUGUUGUCGCCUGAAAAGGAAAAACACGAUAGAUUGAUGAUAAGAGUUAUUGUAUACGAAAGAGAAAAAAAAUGAAAUGUGUAUCGACCAGUUUUAACUCCGAUUUCCAGUAUUCUAAUACUGUUCAACGAGCGCAGAACCUCGUCGUGCGAAACCAUAUGUUCCAGGGGUGCGAAAAGUUUUUUCUUGUAACUCGAGGCCAGUUCGGCGCACUCGGUUUCGAAUCCGAUGAGAAAAGCUUUGUAAUUGCUUUGCCGGAAUCUCGACCACUUCCACGAGAUCAAGCUUGACAAGACGACGAAUACGAUCACGAUAAGUCCGUACUUCGUGACGAGGUCACGCACCCACAGAUCGAUUGUGCUCAUUUUUUAAUGUCAAGCCCUUUCAUCAUUCGACUGAUUUGACUCGGUUUAUUUUUUUCGAAAAGUCACUCGUACACGUGACGCGGAGAAGAAACGGAAGCGCAGUUAUAUUGAUGCGACGUUUUGCGAUCAACUGAGCGUCUAUUUAUGUCUACAGAUGUAAGACAGUGCAGUAGGCUAAUCUGCGAAGCUCGUGGGAAUGCUUACGCAUGCGACUUGAGGUUCAAUCGCGUACGAUAAGAUAAAAAUUGUAUAUUUUAUAUUCUUGUUUAGAAAGUUUUUCGACGUUGUGUACAGUGCUUAAUAAUGGUAAUAACAAUUGUUACAGGAGUGAUUUUACCAUUAUAUUUAUUUCAGUGUGCAGAUAUCUCGAGAUGUCAUGCUGUUGUUAUUUUUUUAGAAUCAUUUUAUAAAAAAAUGUGAAAUAGAUUGGAACGAAUAAACGAUUGCAAAUUCGCAAUAAUAAUCUUGACAUUAUGGGUAUUUUCUAGGAUAGUUUUUAAUAAGCUUAUUCGGUAAGCUUUGCGAUAAAUAUAUUCAUAGGUAUUAUCAACCGCACAGUGUAUAUCUGAACCGCGAAUGUCAAUAUAUCAUUUCAAGAUUGUACCUCUCGAGUAUUGCAUAUUAUAAAUGUUAGAAGUGAAUAUAGCGUUUAUAAAAGAA
Molecule: messenger RNA, 4792 nt
Organism: Nasonia vitripennis (jewel wasp)
Lineage: Eukaryota; Metazoa; Arthropoda; Insecta; Hymenoptera; Pteromalidae
Product: general transcriptional corepressor trfA
Exons: 4
Coding region: 202-3042 (946 amino acids)
Source: RefSeq, a predicted model, not a curated record